AAGAAGAAGUUACAGGAAGUACUGUGACGUCCGUGAAUCUUAACGGAUGACCCGGUCAAAGCGAAUUCGGUGUGUUUAAAAUGUUCCCCAGGUUGGUUCAAGGUGUUCAGCUGACGGUCAGCCGGUCAGCGGUGCUGCUAUCCGGCUCCGGUUCUAGAGCCGGGGGGCUCUGUCUGCGUCAUGCCGGCAGAAGGUCGCUUCUCCCCCGCUGUAAGAUUCCAUCCACCUGUCCCCCCACCAGAUGUUUGUCCACAGUGGCCCCCUCCAAGGAUGGGAACUUGAUUUACUCCGGCACCAUGGGUGCUGCUAUUCGAGGGGUGAAGUUGUUCUCCUACACCAGCAGUGGUCUCAGCGUGGUCCUCAUGCCACAGAUCCUCCUGAAAAGCGGACUGGGAUUGAAUAGUUUGGCCCUGCAGGUGGUGUUCUGUGGAAUGAUCGGCUUCUUCACCUUUGUGACUCCGGUUCUCCUCCACCUCCUGAGCAGGAGGUACGUGAUCCGCCUCUACCACAACCCAGGCACCGACACCUACACCGCCAUCACCUACAACGUCUUCCUGAUGGAGAAGAAGUGCGUCUUCCACCAGAAGCAGGUCAGGGUCCCUGCUCUCAGCCAGUUAUUCACCACCUUCUAUGCAGGUCAGGUGGGGCUGAUGGUAAACCCAGACCUGUUCCCCAUCCCUCAAGAUUACCUCCACCUGAUGGGCUACGAUAAACCCUUCAGCUCAGCAGCCAUGGACAGAUCUGACAAGUGACUGCAAACAGACUGAAUGUCCUCAGUUUAGCUGUUUAGCCCUCACACGCACACACACACACACACACACACACACACACACACACACACACACNCACACACACACACACACACACACACACACACACACACACACACACACACACACACACAGAUGUAACAGAUCUGAUCCAGUCUGGUAAGCACGAUGAUUUUAAAUGAAAUAAACUGUUGUAACCUCAUUUUCUAAAUCACAAACUGCAGCUCGACUUCAUUAAACACAGAUCUUCAGAGGUUUUCUGGCAUAAAUCCCUUCUUGUUGCUGCUGGUUUGUUUCAUGUUUAUACUGUAAAAUAACUUACUUUACUCACCCCCAAAUUCUGAAAACAUUAAAAAAACAGACCUCCUGUUAGCCGAGGAUCUAUUUUCUUUGAUUCUACUCGGUCCUGUUGCUCAACAUGGACAGAGAUGCACAUUUUCUGUCAAUAAAACUGAGCUCCUCGAA
Molecule: messenger RNA, 1235 nt
Organism: Austrofundulus limnaeus
Lineage: Eukaryota; Metazoa; Chordata; Actinopteri; Cyprinodontiformes; Rivulidae
Gene: tmem70
Product: transmembrane protein 70
Exons: 3
Coding region: 81-752 (223 amino acids)
Biological process (GO): mitochondrial proton-transporting ATP synthase complex assembly
Cellular component (GO): mitochondrial membrane
Source: RefSeq, a predicted model, not a curated record